AAUUUAGAGUACCAAGUCGGUUAAGAACUUAGCUGGUGGAAUCAUGUUAUUUUUGCAGAUCUAGAAAAGUGUUUACAUAAACUAGCCUGUAUAUAACUGUAGCAUAGUCUUGAUACAAAACAUAAACAAAACACUCAUUUUGAUAACUGUUUUGUGAAGAGAAUCAAAUAUUUACACUGUACUUUAUUCUUCUUUUCAAAACAAUAGAAAACUAGAAAGGGAAAUAAAAAGAAAAAGAUAUAUAUAAAAAAACGAAGCUACGUCAGGAAAUCUUGCUUGCAAUAGAAGUUUGGAAGUGAAAGACGUAAUUGGUGUGUAAAAAAAACAACGAUCAAUUCAAGAUGAAUGAAACAACCUUUUGCGCUCGACCGAAGUUGGAAAGACAAGCUAGUUAUGACGAUACAGAUUACCUAAACGAGUUUCGAGCCAACACAACGGAGACAGCUAGUAACAAGGAAUUUAUUCGACAGUUGGCUAACGAUUUUUUACGCAAUAAAAUUUAUGGACGAUCUGUGCAAGCAUGUUCAGUCUUAAGUAGCGAUACAACAGCCGAAACGGGAAAUAUUAUCGAAACUACGACGGUUACGGCUGACGAAUCUGCCGAAAAUAUUCAAACUUUAAGACCUUUUAUAAAAACUGCAAAAACUCUCCGAAAAGUGAGUAUGGAAAUGGAGAAAACGAAUAUAGAAUUUUUUGAUACAGUUUGCGAGAAUAUGCGUAUACGAGAAGAAAAUGCUGAACAAGCGUUUAAAAUCGUAUCAGAAGAGGUAUUGGAUAAGAAACCUUUAAACUGGGGAAGGGUCGUUAGUUUGUUUACGUUCGGUGGUAAGUUAGCUGAAUGGUUCUGGCAAACGAAUCAGGAAGACAAAAUAGACGAGAUAGAAGAUUGGUUAACUGACAGCCUGUCUGAUAAAGAAAGUUGGAUCGAAGAAAAUGGCGGCUGGGAGGGAUUCAAUAAGACCUUUCCAGUGGAACACAAACAGAACACGUACAACUGGAUCAAACCAAGUAUCCUCAUAUGUGCAGGCGUCUCCUUAGCUGCUGUACUUACUUUCAAAACAAUGGAGUAAAAAAUACAUAUGAAAACAGAUGCAAAAAAAUGAAAUAUCUAUUGAUUUCGCUUUACGCGGAAUUUAUCUUGCCCAUGGCGGCAUGAGAUAAUCACACGGUAGACGAAAUUAUCUCAAAUUGUAUAUAUCAUACACAAUGAACUAUUAUUUAACAAACAAAGUCAGUUUGGCCAGUAAAUAAAAUAUAUAUUAUAUAUGUAUAUAAAGAAAUGUAAAGAAUUAUAAAACUGUAAAAAUUGUACAUUUUGUACCAAGCCUUUUGUGAAGAGAGAUUUACUUUGUUUUGUUC
Hydractinia symbiolongicarpus is the source of this 1359-nucleotide messenger RNA. RefSeq names its product apoptosis regulator BAX-like. NCBI's taxonomy places the organism in Eukaryota, Metazoa, Cnidaria, Hydrozoa, Anthoathecata, Hydractiniidae. Gene Ontology annotation, biological process: intrinsic apoptotic signaling pathway in response to DNA damage; regulation of apoptotic process; extrinsic apoptotic signaling pathway in absence of ligand. The transcript has 2 exons. Gene Ontology annotation, molecular function: protein homodimerization activity; protein heterodimerization activity. Bases 342 to 1070 code for a protein of 242 amino acids. Gene Ontology annotation, cellular component: mitochondrial outer membrane. The record is from RefSeq and is a predicted model, not a curated record.